Paramuricea clavata is the source of this 8166-nucleotide messenger RNA. Lineage: Eukaryota; Metazoa; Cnidaria; Anthozoa; Malacalcyonacea; Plexauridae. The record is from the annotation of a GenBank genome assembly.
AUGACGUCAUCAGUGCCAAGUGACGAGUUAGGUGAGAAAAUCAAACGACCAAUGAACGCCUUCAUAUUGUGGUCACGUGAGCGACGUCGUGAACUGGCCAAUGAAGAUCCAAAUAUGCAUAAUUUUGAAAUCAGCAAACGACUCGGUAUCGAGUGGAAUCGCCUGGAUGCGAAAGAGAAGAAACAUUUUUACGAUGAAGCUCAGAAACUCAAGGAAGAACAUCGGAAAAAUUAUCCCGACUAUAAAUACCAUCCGAGACGAAAACCCCGGCGGAGAUUUAGCCCCAUCAACCCCUCCCCCCAAUACAGAAUGGCAUACUACCUCCCCCCUGAAUGCGUAGAGAAAGGAUACCCCUACCAGCCGGGUUAUCCAGCAUAUCCCAGACAUCACUGGUUUACCAAUACCAUGCUACCCAGCAUUCCUACCCCGGAUACGCCAUUUCUGCAUGACAUGAGAUAUUACACACAACCCCAUCUGGUCAUGAAUGGAGGUGUACCCGCAGCGUAUUAUGGUAUACAUGAUAUCCCUUCAUCCCUCCCACAGCAACGAGAGGCGACAAUUGAAAGUAAAGAAUGUCCAAUGGAGAUGUUAUCUCGUUUCACGCCUAGUGGUUUAAUAAAACGUGAAGAAUUAUUACGCCGUGCUGCGGAGAGUAGUUUGGAAUUUAAAACUGGCAAAACUUCUGAGGAGGAAACGAGCAAACAUUCGGGAUAUCAUCGUCACAUGUCGUCAGCACACGUAUGUCUCGGUUGUCAGGGGGGUGUAUCUACGUUUUAUCAAGGAAUCCGUUCAUCCACCGUUGCGAGUUCUUAAUUAAACUGAAGCAACCAUCAGUGAAUUAGAAUUGAAAAGUUCUAAGAUUUUUAAGAACUAAAGAUUCUCAAACAAACUAUAAACACUGUUGCAAUUUAUUCAAAUCUCAGUAGAGCUAUUUAGCAAAAUUACGAAAUAUUCAAUAAUAAAAAUAAAUAUAAUCGUUACAUAUUAUUUUGGUCAAUGUUGUGUGAUAUAUACUAGGGUCAGAUUUUGGUUUGAACUAUACUACAUUAAGAACCUUUGUUUUUCAGCAAAGAUCAUUUGUUAGAAAGUAGCCACGUUCUCCCCAACAAAGACCUUUGCUUGAAACUUGAAGGCGUCUUUAAUAUUUCUUCGGUUAGAUAUAAACAUUUAACUUUCUUAUUAUAUAGCCAUUUAACUACACUGAAUCUCCACAUUUGAGAUAUCUUUUUCAGGUAGUUCAGACUAUCGAACCUUGCUUAGUGUGACCGUUCAACCACGAAAGCUUAGUGUGAAAUACUACCUUCACUAGACAACCACGUUUCGGAGAUACCGUUAGAAAUUUCUAUUAGGAAAUUUGAGCUUGCGUGACAGGGCUGACAGGGUGUGACGAAAACUUUAAUCAUUGUCUUAAUCUGCCAUCUAUUAACUCUUAUCCGUUGGCAAUUACAGCAGUUUAAUGUGAAGUGCUUUCUUAAGGACUCGACUAUACGUGAUGUCUUAUGGCUCACUAAACAUUCUGGAACGUUACUGUCAUGUCAUUACACUGAACAUCUCACAUUAAAUAUCUUGGAUUUUUCAAACAAUCAUCAGUUUUGAAGCUUGACGGUAGCUUAUUCAGUCUGAAUAUACAGGUAUUAAUCUAAUUAUUAUUGUUAAGAGAUGAAACACAUCCGUGAAUACCAAACGUCUGUUACGUGGACUCGUUGGUUCGAGAAUAUCUCUAGAUAUUGAAAUAUCAUUGUUCAAUGUAUUUUAUAUUGUUUAUCAAGUUUCGUCCAUGCACCGCUAAAUAUCUCCCUUGAAGCUUCAAAAACACAAUCAAAUUGUCGUAUAAUAACAUGUUGUUUUUCUCUCAACAUUUCAAAAACUUCCGUAUUAUAUAGCCAUCUAAACGAAGGGAAAGGUCAUGGAAAUUUUCUGCAUUUUUCAGAUAGUAGUUUAAAGCAAGCUGUGAGUAUCGCCACCUCCAUUGCUUACCCAACGCUGAUACACAUGAUGAUGAGUUUAUCACCGUGUUUUUACUGUAAAAAAUUAGGUAAGCCGCUUGUAAGAAGUGCAGGUCUCGAAUUUAAAAGCGGCGGCCUUAAACCAUCGAUACCCUGGCUUGUUGGCCGCCAUGCUCUCAUAUAAUAUACUCCAUGAAAUUCACAGAUAUUGCCUUUCUUAUAAUCCCACAAUAUUCCAAUAAUUAAAAUUUCCAAUUUCAUGAUUAUUUGACUCAAAAUAGAAUGCUAUAUUAAUGUUCAUAAAAUAUAAUCAGAAAACACAUCUGAGGAUAAUUUGCAUGUUUUAAUUUACGCCACGAAAUGAACAGUUUCCAUUCGUUCAAAUAGUGCAUAUAAUUAGAAAGCCAGCCGGCGUCUGUUCAUCGGGCAGGUGUAUAUAUAUACAGUUCAAAAGCUUUCUGUUUGUAUGUAUUUGGACAAAGACUAAAGAAUCUUUUUUAUUUUGACAAACAAUCAGUGGUAAGUAGUUGUUACAAUCACUUCAAAUUAUAAAUGUAAACAUUAUCAUUUGCUGGUGUCUGCGUUUGAUGCAAUUACCUCAGAAACUGAAAAGCGAUGUUUCGGAACCGUCGUUUUCAGUCACGACGUAUAGAGAGAGGUAAACAUUUAUAAAGAAGAGUUACAUUCACUCCGCUAAAACAUAUUUCCUUAGCCUCUAUAAUCAUGAUACUUCGGUUAUUUUGCAAUUUGCAGCUUAUUUUCUGUAAGUUAUAUAUGCCGUUCUACGUGCGACUGUAUCAAUAUGAACUAUAGCAAUCUAUUAAGGUAAUCUUCAUCGAAACGGCGCGGUCUCUGUAAUUCUACCACGUCCUUUGCGUGCUUCGGAAUACAUGACCACCAAGAGCGAGGGGACAAGCAAGGGGACAUUUUCCCCCGGGUCUCCAGCCCAAAAGGGGCCCCCAAAGCAACGAAGGCCCUUGAUCUACAAGAUCGCUUGACUGAGAAUAUAAAUCUUAGUUGCGUUAGUGCCGAAUAGUGUCCUGUAAAACACCGCUUCUCCCAUUUUACAAUUAUGACGCCAUAGUGGCCUUCUGGGAACGUUUUGCCCCAGGCUCCGCGCAACUUCUCUGACACUGAACAGGGUGAAAAAAAAUUGAAUACGUGGUGAAUAUACACGCGAAAAUCCAGUGAAUGAAAUUUAGUGCUGUUCCCAGCCAUGUACAAAUCAUUCUCUCUUACAGUACUUAAACUAAUUUUACUGCAAUUUUAAACGACAAUUUACCCUGCAGAGGUAAUCUUGUGUUGGUGAGACAUGCCGGAAUGCAGAGGCCAUCUUGUGUUGGUGAGACAUGCCAGAUUUACAAAAAUUCAAACUAUGGCGUGUUAAAAAGAAAAAAAUAAUCAAAAUGUGAUAUACGUUGACCUUUUAACUUAAAUCAUUUACGGCAGAAAUUUCGAGUCUUCCUUUCACUAAUUUAUAUCUCAUUAAGUGUUGACAGCGGGAAUAUAGAAAUAUGGGAUCAAAGAAUUUCAUAAGUCCUGUCAGCCCUCGUUAAUCCAGAGUUCACGAGAGCUGCAUGGUGGCAGACAGCAAACUGGAGGGGAGAGCUAGUUGCAAUCCUAUCAAAACUCUCCUCGUUUCAUGGGACUACAUAAGUUACCAAUAUUUCACCGUCUUACGCCCGUAUUUUAAAAGCUCACUCACACUCAAUGAGUGGAAGUUCAACCUGAGCUUCUCUCGAGUGUCAGUGAUGUUUUUGAAUGGCUGGAGGGUUAGUGUGGUACCUUACUAUGUGACUACUCACCCUCCAGCUAUUCAAAAACUGCAUUGACACUCAAGAAAAGCUCAAAUUGAACCUCCACUCAUUGAGUGUGAGUGAGCUUUUGGAAUAUGGGCGUUAGUCUCAAUGUAGUCUGUAGAAACAUUAAUACCAAGAACUCGACUACUUUUCUAUCGCGAGAACAUCAGUCAUUGUCAGAUUUCUGUGUGUGUUGGCGUUAUGUACUCAAGUGAAUAUGAUGUUUGUGAUGUUACUCUGUGAGCGCGCAUCCACACUGGGCAAGCUGAAAAGUUUGCCUGAAGAAGUACCUUCUUAAUAAUUCAACCUUGUCUGUGAACAAUAGACUUUAAUUAAAGCAGGUAAUUAAGUUUUAACAGUGUCUACAGCCCAAGGUGAAAUUAUCGCACAAUAGUGUCCAAUAGAUUAACCCACACCAUGACAAUAGAACAGCACAAAGGUCUACACAUUCCAGGCAUACUUUAAGUUUAAUAUCUUAGACGAUGGUGGCCUAGUAUUCAAUGGUUUUGUCACUUUUGUGUCCCGAGUAGAAAGAGUAAAAAAUAUCAAACUUCUCUUCUUGCGAGGAAAACAGCUUUACAUUCUAUUAAAACGUUCUGAGAAAGUUAGAAUGUCAUGAAGGUCAGCUGCAGGGCAUGGCCACCAGGACGAAUUAAGAAUUUAAGAGCUAUAAUUUAAAGCGCAGAUUGUAGUUAAGAUUGUACGACUCUCACGUUACAAACAAUCACUAAUUAAAUGUUCUUUUAUUUCGAGCAGACAGUCGGUAUAUGAUAACAAUAUCUCGUCGUAGAUAACGAUAUUUUAAGUAACAUUUUAUGGACAAUGUUUCCAAACAUGACUCUCUAAAGCGUGUGAUGCGUCAGUGUUUUUCACAAAAAUUGACCAGAUCGCGCAUUGCAAUGCUAUUUUAAGGGAAUAUAUACUAAAACUGUCUGUACCAGUGUAGGCAGUACCAAUGUGAAAAUGCUGUGCUGAGUGGUUAUAUUACUACCUUAAAAAACAAGCAGAAACUCGACGUUUCGAGCGAAGGCCCUUCGUCAAGAGUUAGUGCCGAAUGGCCUUCGCUCGAAACGUCGAGUUUCUGCUUGUUUUUUAAGGUAGUAAUAUAACCACUCAGCACAGCUAUUUUAAGGGAACCUGGGUUUGAUAACCUUUGUUCCUCUCGAGAUAAUUUACUUUCCCACGCUUGUUAAUUUGCGUCAUUCGCGCAAGGGUUUCAUGAAAGCCGAUUUUCUGUAAGCUAGGAAAACUUGCAUGAUUGAUGGUUACUAAGCUUUUCUGGGCUUUGUGUAUCAACACCAUGUUUGACACGUUUUUUUACAAGCUUAAACAAACUCUAGUGUGUUAACAAUGUCAUUGUUCCAUGGGAUAUUUGUCAUCUGCUCGCAAGUGAAAAAAUGCCGAUCUACAAAUCGACCCAUGAAGACUUGAGGUUAAUUUUGUUUACGCAGUUUAUUAGCCAACUGUUUUAUAUCAUCAAAUGACAUGUUUUCAUACAAGUACUUUGUGCUUCGUGUAAGUAACACAUGGCAAGUCUUGUAACAAUAGUUGAGACACACUUGUCAAACUAUAGUCAAACUUGCUCAACUGUCAUUACUUUAAACUGCACUGUUAACGUCGCGAGGUCAAAUCAUAUUGUGGCGUGUAGCAAAUUCGGGAAGUAUCUGUUGAUGCGGUAUAUUUCCUCACAUAGUGUGACUUAUGUUAACUACCCAGCAGGAUGACUGCUUUGCGGUCAAUAUGAAAAUAUUACGUAUCAUGUGAUCACAUUACAGUGCAAAUUGUUGUCAUGAAUACUGGUUAAUAUCAGCCAUUAUCUUGCUCAUUAUUUCGCGCAUUAUUUCAGGAGAAUUUUCACGAUGACUACGCCGAACUUUUGAUAUCUGCUGGGCAUAAAGUAUUUCGAAACAUGGGCAUAUCAACAAGCAAUAUCGUGUGUUUUGUCGUGGCAAUUGGCUUCCUCGCGUUUCACACGUUUUUAUUUGUCAAUCUCAGUGAUCAACAACAAGCAUCAUUAAGACGUAUCGAUGAUCUAGAAAGACUGUUAAAAAAUGCAACCACAAAGAAAUCCAUUGCGAAAACAAUCACGUCAAAUUGUCUUGAGGAACUUCAAAUGAGAUUAGACUCUGAACUCACAAAUGCUGAUGGCAAUGUGAAAAUGCUGCGGGUAUUAAGAAAGGUACAACGUUUAGAGAAAAGGUAAUAUUGAGUAAUUUGUACUUUCCUUCAUAAUCUUACGCAAAUUAUUCAUGUUGUACGUAUUUUAAACGGAUGACUUUAGCGCGCGCUUUUGUUUGCGCAAUUUAUGUUAAACAUCCGACGCGUGUUUCCUCGAAAGCAAUAUACAAGCAAUUAAAUCAAGUGCGUCCAGUUAGAUGAAACACGCAGUUAUUGGAUUUCGAUGCUAGGAAAUUUGUACUCAUCGUUUAGCGUAAAACGCGUUUGAGCUGAGAACUUUCAACAAUGUAUUUCACGUGUAUGUAUUAUUGAAAGGUGUUUAACAUGUUUGUUUUGCAAAAGGUUCAUUUAACUAUUGUAGUUUCAAAAUAUGUAAGGCACGAUGAAAUUCACAAUGGUCUAUAAUUAGAAUUGUCAAGCGGAAAAAACAAACUUCAGAGAGCUUAAAAUGGGAGAUUCUUUGUUGAAAUAAAAUAUGUAUGUUUAUGUUGUAAUAAGCUUGUUUACAAAAAUAGUCGCAGGAAUAGUCAAUUUGUACCGGAAAACGACGUUAAUAAGCGCAUUAAUUUAAACAUUAGGUGCAUUAGGUGCAAUGCAGAAUGCAAUACAACGCAUAAUUUGGUAAUUAAGCAAUUGCAGUAGAACGAACAGUGGUCUGAUCAAACUUUCUUUCAUUAUAUACGUUUUCUAUUUUGGGCGACAUUACAGGUUUAAUAUUUUCUUGAUGUACAGUACAAAUGUAUUACAAACUACUAAUAUAUAUGUUUAAUUGAUACAAUGCUAAAUAUAUGGCAUUCUUAAGGUUUACACUAUCAAAGUUUCUGUGAUCACAGUAGGAAUUUUGCAUGGGUAAAUUCUAAGUUUUGAAAGAAUUGUGAGAAAUCUAUAAACUUUGACAGUGUGAACCAACAUUUAGGACUGUAGUCACUGUACAUUUGUCCAGAGAUGGAUCCAGCAUGAUCUGUCAGUGUGUACUCUCCUCUGCUGAUACAGUAGUGUAUCCAAGCUAACACCUUGACAAUUUUACACAAUUUUAUUGACUAAUAGGAAAGUUUGUGACCAAUAUAUGGUCAAUAGAUAGCUUUUUCGGCAAGGAUAGCUCAGUCAGUAGGGCAAUUCCCUUACGAAAAAAGUCUAUAGGUGGCCUAUAGGAAAUGUUCCAAUUCCCUAUAGAAGCCUUUAGGCAUCUAUAGAGCUCUAUAGGAUUAUAGGCAUCCCUAUAGGUCACCUAUAGAAAAUGUUCCAAUUGCCUAUAAAAACCUAUAGGUUUCCUAUAGGAACCUAUAGGUUGGCCUAUAGGCCAGGCCUAUAGACUUUUUUUGUAAGGGAAAGUUUGAUUCCUUGGCACACCAUCUCAGUGUAUGUGUAAUAUGGUGCUCUGUAAAACUGGACUGUGGUAAAAUGGCAGAUGUGGGAUGGACUCAAAAGGAUGGGGAUAGACUCCCCAAGGCUGAUACUAACAACUUUGACCUACUUAUCUAAAGUAACCAAAGGUGCAUUUCCCGGGAAUGCUCACUUCUUCCAAAGGAAAGUUCACAUUCAUUCUGGAAAGGUUGGCAUCAGCAAGUUGCAUACUGAAAUGAUUUAUGGCAUUUAUGACUUACAUCUUACGAUGGUUCAGGGGAGCAAUCCCCUCUCAGAAAUUUGUCAUGCAAAACAAAAACUGUGAAUAAUUUGUAGUCCCAAGGGUAUUCUCAACACAACAUUAAACUAAGCAUUAUCACAUCUUUCAAGCAACAUGAAAGCUUAUUGCAAACCAAGAGGUGUUUCUUAAAGUCAAAAUUACAGCAAACAUUACAUCGCUUUAGUCAAACUUAGCAGUUUGUGAUGUUAUUUGAAAAAUCUUCAAACUUUUAUUACUGAGUAAUAAAAUUGCUUAGCGCUCAUUCUUGAGCUGAAAUUCAGAUUGAGUCGUUGAGCCAGCCGCGUCGUGGAUCUUAAGCCCGUUCUCCACUAGGCAAAUUUUUUCACGGCGAAAGACAAAUCUUGGCAUUGUGAUUGGUCAGCAAAAAAAUUCACUGCGAAAAAGUUGGAUCAGUUCCUACUUUUUUACUGUUCGUGUGAACAAAUUCGCCUAGUGGAGAACGGGCUUUAAGCUCUCUAUUUUAUUCUGUCUAAUGCCAGAUGAUUUUACUUGUCAAGAAGAGAGCAUUGCCACUCAGUGGGUUAAUGGUUUAUGUGUUUAUCUUUGUGUAGAGUUGAAACAUGUAUUGUACGUUCUUUAAGAAGAAAAAGAUAUCAAG